AAAGAAAGCCACAAUGUUUUAUGUAUAAUAGUUCACGCGAAUCAAGCACAAUUUACUUAUUUACCAGAACUUUGAGAGCAAUAAUUAAAUAAACAGACCAUGUCAGAGUUUGAGGUGGAGACAGCUAUACCCAGCACCAGAGAUCCAGAAUCUGACCAGGGAGAAGACUCUACUGGUAUAGAUACAUGUAUGGAGACACCUAUAUCCAGCACCAGAGAUCUAGAAUCUGACCAGGGAGAAGAAUCUAUUGAAGAGAAGUUGACCUUUGACAUUUCUGACCCUGAGGGAGAAGGUCAUCAACACAAAGUAACAGUAAAGAAAGAAAAAACAGAUUUUGCAUCCAGGUCAGAAAGUCAUCUUGGGAAUUUAAACUGCAGUGUAAAUGAAAAUGAAUUUGUGAAUUUCGAACAAUCCAUAAAUGCUUGUGAAAGUAAAAGGCCCAAUGAAUGUAAAAUUUGUAUGAAAACAUUUGAUCAUCUACAUGAGUUACAGAGACACAUGAGUAAACAUACAGAUGAAAAAUCUUAUAAAUGUGAUAUGUGUGGAAAGGCUUUCAAACAGUCAGGAAAACUACAGAUACACAUGAGAACACAUACUGGGGAAAAACCUUAUAAAUGUGAUGUUUGUGAGAAGGCAUAUAAACAGUCAAAUCACCUACAGGAUCACGUGAGGACACACACAGGUGUUCGACCUUAUAAAUGUGAUGUGUGUGGAAUGGCAUUCAAAUGGACAAGUAACUUACGGAGACACAUGAAGAUACAUACAGGUGAUAGACCUUAUGAAUGUGAUGUUUGUGAGAAGGCAUUCAAACAGAAAAUUGAUUUAAAGAGACACAUGGGGACACAUACCGAUGAUAAACCUUAUAAAUGUGAUGUAUGUGAAAAGGCAUUCAAACAGAAAAGUCAUUUAAGCAGACACAUGGGAACACAUACCAAUGAUAAACCUUAUAAAUGUGAUGUUUGUGAAAAGGCAUUCAAACAGGCAAGUGAUAUAAGGAGACACAUGGGGACACAUACCAAUGAUAAACCUUAUAAAUGUGAUGUUUGUGAAAAGGCAUUCAAACAGACAAGUGAUUUAAGGAAACACAUGGGGACACAUACCGAUGAUAAACCUUAUAAAUGUGAUGUAUGUGAAAAGGCAUUCAAACAGACAAGUUAUUUAAGGAGACACAUUUGGACACAUACCGAUGAUAAGUUUUAUAUAUGUGAAGUGUGUGGGAGGGCAUUCACUCAGUCAAGUACCUUUCAUGCACACAUAAGGACACAUACUGGUGGAAAACCUUAUAGAUGUGCAUGUGAUGUGUGUGAAAAGGCAUUCAAACAGCCAAGUAAAUCACAAAGACACACGAGGACACACACAAUUGUUAAACCUUUUAAAUGUGAUGUGUGUGGAAAAGCAUUUAACAAAUUAUAUGCUUUACAGACACACAAGAGGACACAUACAGGUGAUAAACCUUUUAAAUGUGAUGUGUGUUGGAAAGCAUUCACUCAGGCAAUUACCUUACAGGAUCAUAUGAGAAUACAUACAGGUGAUGAACCUUAUAUCUGUGAUGUGUGUGAAAAGGCAUUUAAACGGUUAAGUGACUUACAGAGUCACAUGAGGACACAUAAAGGUAAUAAAAACCUUAUAGAUGUGAUGUUUGUGGGAAGAUUUUCAACCAGUCACAGAACUUACAGAGUCACAUGAAGACACAUACACAUGAUAAACCCUAUAAAUGUGAUGUUUGUGGGAAAGCAGUCAACGGAUUAAAUACCUUACAGACACACAAGGGCACACAUGUAGAUGAUAAGCCUUAUGAAUGUUGUGUGUGUUGGAAGGCAUUCACUAAGUUAAUUAACGUACAGGCACACAUGAGGACACACAUAGGUGAUAACCCUUAUAGAUGUGAUGUGUGGGAGGGCUUUUAGCCAGUCACAAAAUUGAAAGAGACACAUGAGGACACAUACAGGUGAAACACCAUAUAAAUGUGAUGUGUGUGGGAAGGCAUUUAUUCAUUUCAGUACCAAACAGAGACACAUGAGGACACAUACUGGUAAUAAACCUUAUAAAUGUGACAUUGUGGGAAGGAAACCUACCAGUAAGGAAACCUACAGUCACACAUAAGGGUAAGAAACCUUGUAGAUGUGAUAUCUGUGGUAAGGCU
This is a messenger RNA of Saccostrea cuccullata (small rock oyster), 2143 nucleotides long. RefSeq names its product zinc finger protein 501-like. The record is from RefSeq and is a predicted model, not a curated record. Bases 100 to 1686 code for a protein of 528 amino acids. The transcript has 4 exons. NCBI's taxonomy places the organism in Eukaryota, Metazoa, Mollusca, Bivalvia, Ostreida, Ostreidae.